This is a messenger RNA of Struthio camelus australis, 4938 nucleotides long. Its product is annotated as alpha-2,8-sialyltransferase 8E. Gene Ontology annotation, biological process: N-glycan processing; oligosaccharide metabolic process. The record is from RefSeq and is a predicted model, not a curated record. Gene Ontology annotation, molecular function: alpha-N-acetylneuraminate alpha-2,8-sialyltransferase activity. NCBI's taxonomy places the organism in Eukaryota, Metazoa, Chordata, Aves, Struthioniformes, Struthionidae.
AGUGAAAGAGCCAAAGAAGCAGGAGUCCAUGAGUGGCAGUGGAGGAGAAACUGAGAGGGGGAAUCUGGCAUAACAGGAGUGCAGCCACAGCACUUGUAGAAGGGGACUGAAUGAAAUCCUCAUGAUCAUUACAUACUUGCUCAAUAAUAGCACACCCCAGUCACGUCUCCUCGCAAGUACAUUUCGCUGGAAUCGCUGAGCAGAAGCAAAGACGAGCUGACGACUAUGUGUUUCCAAAGCGGGUUGCUGGAGCCCUGUGUAUGCCAUUGGCUGCAGUUUUCUGGUUUAUUUGCAGCUUCCCCCAUCUGGAAUAUGAAAAUGGGAUUGAAGUAGAUAAUUGCUAGCAGCGGGUUUUCAAGAGAGGCUUAGAGGGAACAGAAUGCCUCUCGCACAGCACAGACUGCCUGCGCCGAAAGAGCUCUGAAGAGAUGAUUUUAGAUGUUACCCACGUCUGAAUCUCCUGGAAACUUUAAGCUGGAAGUAAGCCAUUGCGCGCAGUCCUGGAGCUAACGUCCAAAAGGGACAAGGAAGGGGCAGCUGGGCUGAACAAUGGGAUACCUUGUCCUUAGAUUUCUUAUAGAAAAGCCAGUAAGUGUUCCCCUCCGCUUCCCAGUGGAAAGGGCAUGAACGUGACAAUGGACUGAAUUUCACCCAGCAGAGCUUCAGCAGCUUUUAAGGAUGGGAUACACUGACCCUUCAUCAAGCAGGGAUUUGCUGGGAAACAGAACUUUGUUCUUCAUAUUCAUCUGCGCCUUUGCCGUCGUCACCUUGCUGCAGCAGAUCCUCUAUGGGAGAAACUAUCUCAAAAGAGGGCUGCAGUUUAGCUGGCAGAAUGGAGAGGAAUUGGCAAAUUGGACCGGCACCAUUAAUUUCACCGAUGACGGAGCAGUGAAGAGUGGCAGUGGCACAGGCACCAGGUACUUUGAGUUUUAUGAAGGCCCUUUGGAAUACAACUCCACAAAAUGCCUCGAAUUACGGCAGGAUAUCAUUGCAGUGAAGGUUUUGUCUAUGGUUAAACAAACUGAAUUGUUUGACAGGUGGAAGAGCCUACAGAUGUGCAAAUGGGAGAUGAAUGUCACAGAAGCUAACUUAUUCAAGUCUACUUUGUCAAGGUGUUGCAAUGCCCCCACCUUUCUGUUCACCACCCAGAAAAAUACUCCCUUGGGGACUAAACUGAAGUAUGAAGUGGAUACGAGUGGAAUCUUCCAUAUCAACCAGGAAAUCUUCAAAAUGUUUCCAAAGGAUAUGCCAUACCACCGCUCCCAGUUUAAGAAAUGUGCGGUGGUUGGGAACGGAGGAAUUUUGAAGAACAGCAGAUGUGGCCGGGAGAUUGACAGUGCAGACUUCGUGUUUCGGUGCAAUUUGCCUCCUAUAUCUGAGAAAUACAUUACGGACGUGGGGGUAAAGACGGAUGUCGUGACUGUCAAUCCCAGUAUAAUUACUGAAAGAUUCCAUAAGCUGGAGAAGUGGAGGAAACCUUUCUAUGAUGUGCUCCAAGUCUACGAAAAUGCUUCUGUGUUGCUGCCGGCUUUCUACAACACUCGCAACACAGACGUCUCGAUCCGCGUCAAAUACGUCCUGGACGAUUUUGAAUCUCAGCAAGCUGUUUACUACUUUCAUCCCCAGUAUCUCAUCAACGUCUCGCGCUACUGGCUCGGUCUAGGGGUGCGGGCCAAGCGGAUUAGCACGGGACUGAUCCUGGUGACUGCUGCCCUGGAGCUCUGUGAAGAGGUCCACCUUUUUGGCUUUUGGGCCUUCCCUAUGAACCCCUCAGGGAUUUUUAUAACUCACCACUACUAUGACAAUGUCAAACCUCGCCCUGGUUUUCAUGCGAUGCCCUCAGAAAUCUUCAACUUUCUGCACAUGCACAGCAAGGGGAUCCUGCGGGUUCAUACAGGGACCUGCAGUUGCUGUUGACAAGGACAGUUCUUCCUCUGACACAAAAGUGCAAAGGGAACUCAAUGCCUGUGUAUGGUGUAAGAGGUUUUAUUACACCCUGAAAUUAUGCAAUAAUUGUUUGAUAUAAAUUUCCUCAAGGCAUUGCAUCCCAUAGGAUCUAGGAAACCAGCAUCUUUCCUGCUAGCAGAGUGGGGUCUGUAACAGUGUGGGUGAAGCAUAACUCCACUGUCCCAGGAUAUGCACUGCCCUGGAAAGUAAGUCGGAUAAGAAGCACAUUUCCAAUAGGUUUAGCGAUAUACAGAGCACAUUAAUAUAGGUAUCAUUUCACUUUGAGAAAAAGCACCAAACUUUUGAGAAGAAUCGGUGGUGGAGAAUUUUAGCAUAGACUGUUUGACCUCCUGAAUUUGACUGACGCUUUGACAGGUUCCUGAAUUGAAUAUCUUGGGGCGUUGCUAGAUUUUAUGGAAAGUACUGCUGUCUGGCAUUUGGGUUUUUGAAAAUCUUAUUUAGCAUUAUAGUUCUAAUGGCAAGUGUAUAACUUGAGGUCUUUAUUCUGUAAUUUCACAAAGUAUUGGUGAAAAAUUGCAGUUAGAUGUGAUAGGAAUAAACUAGAUCACUUUAUGAAUUUUUUCAGCAAAGGUAGGAGAGAAUGUUAUACUCCCAUUCCCAGCAAAAGGUAACUCUGUUGAGCAUGGCGUGUGAUUGUUUUAGAGCUUCUUUUUGAUUCCUUCCCGGGUCUCAUACUUCUGGUCUCCUCUGCUGAUGGUGUUUUCUUUCUCAUAGUUGGUAAUACUUUUCUUCUAGCUAACACACAAGCAAUGUGUGUGCUUUCUCCUACAGUGAGCAUCUCAGCUUCAGACAGGAGUCCCUGCUGAAGAACUGUGCUCCUUCCCACUUCGGCAAGCUUUGCUCAGGCUGAAUAGCAAGGAGACUACUUUAGUUAUAUUUCCUGAAUUGAUUUUUGUGUUCAAAUGUCACAGCAUAGCAUAGUAAAAACUUUUCCUCUUUCUUUGUUACGCUUUGUAAGAGCAUCUGAAUGCUGAUCGACUGUUGUGCAGGUUGAGGUAAACAUUUUCAGGCAUCUGUGACAAGUACUUACAGGAAAUGAAGUUAAAAAACAGUGAAUAUAUUUGAUGGUUUGGAUUGUGAUGCUUAUUUUAAAAUUAGGCAUCUCAAGACCUCAGAUGUCUUAAUGUGGCAUUUGUUUGUUUUGAGAAUGUUAUUAUGGUAGGACAAUUAAAGGGCGGUAUAUUCUUUAAAAAGUUACCAGUUACCAUCAGUUAUGUCAAGCUUCAUUUUUCACCUGAUGUAAUUAAACUGGCAAAAUCCUGAUGGAGAAAAGAUAUCACAUACUGCUGCGGUUUAUUUUGGCUGCUGAACGACAGUGUAGCAGGCUACUGGUAUAUGCCCUUUCGUGCUGGUAUGACUGCAUGCAUGAGGGUGAGGUUUGCUGUUCCAGCUGUUCUGCCAUAGAUAAAUGAGUGGAGUUUUCUAGUACAAGCUCUUAGUCUAAAGCAUUUGGACUGUUGUCCAGUCCUUGUCUUGUCUUUCUUAGAUUACAAGAUCUUUUAAAGUUUAAAGUGCUGGUCCUAUAUGAAGGAUACUUUUUCGUUUCAGGAGAGGGUUUAAAUCCAGUCAGGACUUGGGUUUUUAUUUUAUAAUGCAUGAAUGCACAAGGCUCCUUUAAAAGUCUCUGUGCUAUGUUGACAACUGUGAAAAUUGCUCACACUGUGGAUAAAGUGAUCAAAAAGGAAGUGAAGCAUGGUGGUCACCAUGUCAAAGUCCCUACUUGACCAGCAGGGACAUGGAUAGCACGAGAUAUCUGUAGCUUUACAUUAGACUCCAGAGGUCUGAUUACUUUAAAAGCAGCCUACGUCCUUGGUAAAAGUGUCGGAGCUUACUUGGGAAAUUCCAGCCAGAAGUGGGUGAGGGACCUGUGGUUAAGCUUUUUAUAUUUGUGUUGUCGUGCUUUUAGUCUUAGAGUUGUACUGUGUGUUCGUGAGCAUCGCUCCGUAUCAGCUAGCUGUAAGAUAUGCAGCACACUAAGAAAGAGCUUGUAGAUGAAAUGGUUUCCUUGAUUUAAUAUGCAAAAGAGAUCUUUGUCUUUGCCGUGUUGUGUAAGUUAAUGUCCAAAGGGCUUUGAUAAUGAAGUGCUGUAAGGAAAGUGCUAUAUAGAGAGCAAUGUGACGCAGUGGGAUGGCCAUCUUGCUGUGCAUUAAGCUUUAUAAUAGUGGGAGUGACGCUGAAGCCUGUACCUAGAGCCCUUACUUCUUAUUCUGCCUGAGUAAGGAUCUAGCAGUGACUUCAGCAUUGCUUUGUUGCUGCUGCUUUGCUAAGGAUACUUUCUUUGGUAAGGUUUUUUCUUCACUGCGUUGAUUGAGGUGAACAAAAGUAACUGAAAGGAGUCUGAUAUGUUGCAAGAGAAGCUUAAAAAGGAUGGGAAAGCACAUAAGAAGCAUCCUCAUAUUGGAAAGAAAUUGUGCAGAUCCCCCUUGUGGACUUUUUGGACAGGAAAAAGGAUAAGCAAAACUGUAACAGGGUCACAGACAUUUCCUUUCCUUUGUUUGCUUCGUACAAAUGAGUAAUGUAACUUCUCCUAGGCUAUACUGUAAUAAGUGCAGUUUUACUGUGUUUAGAUUUUGAUUGGUUAUAAGUCUAUAGCUACUAUAUUUUUUUAAUGAUUUAAAAAUGUGUGUGCAGGAUACUCACACAUACACACCAAAGGCCCAAUCCUGCACCAUUUAUUUGAGAAGAAUUCCCAUUCAAGGAGAUGGGUGUUUUAUUUGUGUAGGGACUGCAGAAACAGGCCCCAGACAUGUCUAUGAAGAUGUAUAUAGUUGUAUAGUUAGAUAUAGGGAGCGAUUUGCAAGCCGGAAAGAUUUUUAAAGAAAAGGCAUGCAUAUUUACUCUCUGGCUCAUUUUUCAGACGUUGCUUAGAAAAUGAUUGAAGAGAAGCUACAGCAUUUUUGUCAGAAAUGCCGUUAAGUAGAAGCUUUUGUAUUUUUCUUGGCCUCCUUACCUUGCACCGGGCUCUGUAAA